CCGCAAACGCAAAAAAUCCGCUUCUGCUCGUCGACUGUACCGCCGUUUUGCUGAAUUGUUUUACAAUUUAAAAUUACUUGUAAUUGCACAAGUAUCACCCACCCGCAUACCUAGACCCACACACACACUAAAAAAACAAUCAGAAUGUCGAGCGUGCCAAAGCGACCAAAACUGGAUGGAGCCGCCGUUGACGGAUCUGCCGGCACAAAUGAGGAGGAGUCUGAGGCAUUGGAGUUAAUCGAUGCCUGCCAAAACGAGAUUGAUGCGCUAAACGAGAAGGCCAGCGAGGAAAUCCUCAAGGUGGAGCAGAAAUACAACAAACUCCGCAAGCCAUGCUAUGAGAAGAGGAGCGAGCUCGUAAAGAGGGUGCCAAACUUCUGGGUGACAUCGUUCAUCAACCACCCACAAGUAUCUGGCAUUCUGGACGAAGAGGAGGAGGAAUGCUUGCAUGCCCUAAGCAAGCUGGAGGUUGAGGAAUUCGAAGAUAUCAAAUCUGGCUAUCGUAUCAAUUUCCAUUUUGACGAGAACCCAUACUUUGAGAACAAGGUGCUCACCAAAGAGUUCCAUUUGAACUCAGCGGCUUCAGAGAACGGCUCGGACUGGCCCGCGUCGACUAGCACUCCUAUUAACUGGAAGGAGGGCAAGAAUCUGCUGAAACAGCUGCUGACGAAACCCUAUGGAAACAAGAAGAAACGCAAUUCCGAAUACAAGACCUUCUUUGAUUGGUUCUCGGAUAAUACCGAUCCCGUCAACGAUGAAAUUGCAGAGCUGAUAAAGGAUGAUCUUUGGCCAAAUCCACUGCAGUAUUACCUAGUACCUGAUAUUGAGGUGGAGCCAGAAGACGAGGAAGAUAACGACGACAACGAAGAGGAGACGUUCGACGAUGAAGACGGAGAAGAUGGCGAGGGUGAUGAUGACGAUGAAGAUGAAGAUGACAAGUAAACACUCCCUCCCCUUACACCAUGGAUAAACAGAAAGCCCAAAGUGUUGUUUUCCCCUCCACACACACACAACCCCUUUUACCAUUAAAUUUGAUUCUGUGUGAAUUCGUAGAGCCUACACCAGUCAACCAACCACUCCAGGGUUGAAGGCUAAAUCCAAGCAACCAUUUUUUUUAUUUCAAGGAAAAAUAUCCAACGCGUAUUUUCAGUGAAGAAAAGGAAGAAAAAUUAAAAGAAAUUUUAAAAUUACAAAUAAAAA
This is a messenger RNA of Drosophila subobscura, 1200 nucleotides long. It is a transcript of the gene Set, whose product is annotated as protein SET. The transcript is spliced from 4 exons. The record is from RefSeq and is a predicted model, not a curated record. Gene Ontology annotation, biological process: nucleosome assembly. Gene Ontology annotation, molecular function: chromatin binding; histone binding. Lineage: Eukaryota; Metazoa; Arthropoda; Insecta; Diptera; Drosophilidae. Bases 145 to 942 code for a protein of 265 amino acids. Gene Ontology annotation, cellular component: nucleus; chromatin.